This is a messenger RNA of Phytomonas sp. Hart1, 834 nucleotides long. The record is from the annotation of a GenBank genome assembly. NCBI's taxonomy places the organism in Eukaryota, Euglenozoa, Kinetoplastea, Trypanosomatida, Trypanosomatidae.
AUGGGUAUUGUAAUUGCUCGUGUGUGGGCGUACAUGGAAUAUAUCGAAAAAGUUAAAAGCUUAACAGAAACCUACAAACCAACACUUAGAGUCGAGAACGGAUGGUAUUGCGUUCAGUCCAUCUUUUCACGCUUCUAUCAGGAUCUCUUAACGUGGGAAGUUGACCAGGAUGUUUUCUCGAUGCCGUUGCACGACCGGCAGGCGGCGCGGUCCACUUAUGGUGUACGUGCCGGUUUCCUCGGGUUAGACUACGCCAAUGCACUUUCGAUGGUUAUUGCGCUCAAAUUCAUACUCCAAACCGAAAUUCACGAUGAGCUCUGGGCGAAAUACCUGCCGUCGGACGGGCUUGAACACCUGCACUCACACAAAAUGGAUGGAUUCGAUAAUGUCGGUCGCUUUGUAGCGGAGCUUUAUAAGCGAGCAUAUGCCGCACACGGUAAGGAGAUUUACACGAGGCUUGCCGUACCCAAGUGGGUGGACGGGGAAAGGACUUCUGAGACGAUCUUUAUUAGCCUCACGCCACCUCUUUUGACGUCCAAGCUGAGGCCCAUCGACACCGUCAACGACACGACUCGUCAUACGUUCCCGGUAAUUUUGCAUUCGUCCGAUCUCGAGUAUGGUUAUACCAAGCUCAAAAAACUUGAGUAUGCUUCCGUAGGUGCACCGUGGUUUAUGCCGAUGGUUUAUGAUGCAGAGGUAUUGCAACAGAACGAAAAAUACCUGGAAUCUCUGCCAUUGUUUCUAUCUACUGAUAAGAACAUACUCAAAGCCUCUUACAACUCUAACUGUAGCUUUCCAUUUGAAGGAAUCAUAAAAAAGGUCCAAAAUAUAUGA